ACGGCACUGUCAUACGGGAACAAAAACUUACAAAUGGUUGACGCAAUGGCUGCAAGCAGUGGCGGAGUAGAUUGGUCCCUCGUUUUAAAACCCUUUCUUUCGCUGAAUUACGAGAGUUCCAACACCACAGAGCUGAUAGAGCUGUGUUCUACGAUAGUGAAAAGCGAGUCAGAGAUUUGGAGGCACAAGGAGAGCCAUAAGAAUUUUUAUAACACGUUCGCGGUGUUAGCUGCGGAUUAUAUCAGCAGCAGCACUUCAAAGUUGUCUGGUAGUCAACUGGAAACAGCUAGUGCCGCUUGUCGCGUGUUGCUAAAAUAUUUAUUAAAUGCUCUUCAAAGUGCGAGUAGUGAACAGUACCAGGACAGUGCCGCGAUAGAACGUUAUCUAAAUGCGAUUCGCGUCUUAUGUAUCGGUACUGGUUUGCUUUCUACUAAAGAAGUUUCCAGCUUAGUGGACACCAUGAAAGGGGAGAACCCUCCGCAGCAGGCCAACGCCGGUUCAACGGGCAACGAAAAAGACGCUACCAGCAAGCAAGAGAGUUCAAAGAACCGACCCGACCUGAAUGUCAUCAUAUUUGAGAGGCUCACCUUGCCCAUACGCGAGGGUCCGUUCGCCAGUCAAGAGCCGUCGACGAGUCCCCAGACAGGCCUGCCGCCAAUAUCUUUGGACAGUGAUCCAAGCGCUGAAAUAAAUCGAUUGUUUCUCAGAGCAAACACGGAGAGUCUACAGUCGCUACGAGCGGGCGACACUCUCAUUGAUCUGUGCCUGAACCUACCGGCAAUAAAAAAAUCGAAAAUCAAAGUGGAAGAGGCCCUGGCUGGCAGAUCUUUCAGUAUACCGUCGACGCACUCGGAAGCUCUAGCCCAUCGCAAUGCCCUUUCGCAAACCGUGUCCGAAAUCGCGCUGGCGAUGUCGGCACUUAACUUACCCGUCCUCGAACCACUCAGCUCGUCGAAACUAGACAAACUGUGCAGCCUGGCGAUGGCCGCGCUGCACUGUGCAGUCGCACAGGCUGCCUCCAGCGCGUGUUUGUCCGGCACAUUCGCCGUGUCACCUAAAUCGACCGGCCAACCGCCCCAAACGGCCAAUUUUAAAGAAGAAGACCUCGACGCGAAUUCCGUCAAGUUGGUGGAAGAAUCUCUGAACAUGUACACGUACGUGGGCGGCAUCGUCAAGGGUUCGACCCGUGCCGGUGGCCACGUAUACCAAAACUACCUGUUAGCGGGGGCGUGGGUGCUCGUCACGGGUCUUCAGACCCACCUGACGCAAAUAACUACCGCCACCACGUCAGAGAAGGCGUCCCAUUCGGCGAGGGAACAUCGCGAGUCGACCGACAAAGGGCGCAGCCCUAGCAAGCAGCAGACGCGCGAAUCGAGCGCUUCCGGAACUUCGGGGGCCCGCUCGGGGCUCCAGAAAUUCCAGCAAAGUUUCGGCGUUCUGUCGGUGGCUCUCGCUUCUAAGGCACUCACACUGCUCUCGGAAUUGUUCGACGAUCUAGCCCUAGAGGUCUGCGGGGGCGCCGCGGGCAGCAUAGUGCAGGUCGAGCCGGCCCCGCUGGCGAUAAUGGGCCAGUUUACGGCCCUCCAAAGGGUAGCUAGGGUGCUGAGCGCCGCCCCUCUCAACCAUUUACUGUUCUAUCUGGCGAUCGUCAGUUAUAGGAAAGCGUGCUCCUUGAAACGUCUUAUACCCACCGAAGGCGAGUUUAGUCAUUCCGAUUCGACCGCCUAUUACGACGACAUGAUAAUGGGCAGCGAGGAGGAAUCCACAGACGAAGACGACGACAGCGAACCUAUACUGGGGCAGUGGUUUGAGGAAACGUUGGCACCACCGGAACCAGUUGAAUCCAAAACGCCAUCCACGUCGGAGAACUUGGAGUCGAAAUCGAAUAACCAGUCGAAUCGGGGCCCCUCUAUUGUACCGGAGAAGGGGGAGGUCGACAGUUACAUAUCCCUGUCGACAAGCAUUUUUCACUUUUUAAACAAGCACUUUUUGUGCUCCAAAAGCACACUCGUCGCGCGGUACGUUAAAAACGGCCUCACGGAACAACAGAUGAUCAUACUGGCGGCCCUCAUCAGGGAUUUGGACCGGGAAUGGGCUCGAUCGGACUUCGGCAACCAGUACGGCGAGUUCUCGAACGCGCUGAUGAAAUUCACCCACAAUUUGAUAACCAGCAACAAUUUAACGCCCCUACAAGCGUGCUUGUUAAAUCAUCUGGGCGUUUCCCCGUGGAACACCGACGUACCGCACGCGUGGCCCCUUCAGGUGUACCCCAGAACCCUCACCGUCCUCGCUCAGGUGCUCUUGCUAAGGCCGCAGAACGAGAAGGAGGCCUCCGUUAUAAGCAUUUGGCAUCGCUUGGUCAACACGUUAAUCGAGAAUGUUCUUAAUUCACCUCAAACCGUUACGGAAUUUGAAGCCGAAGACUUAAACGUGGAGCAUGCUGAGGUGCUCCUCUACCUCUUCCACUCGCUCAAUUUGAUGCAGAAAAAGUCCGUAGUGCUCCUCAUGGCUGGCGGAGUCUUGCGCUGCUCCGAAAUAGCUCGCAGCCCAUUGAAAGAGUCGCAACUGCUUAACCUGUCCAGACUUUUGUUGCUCUUCGACUAUAUCAUGAAACAUCUGUACGAUGUGCCCACGUCCCUCCUGGAGAAGAUUCAGCGCAACUUGUUCGAUUUGACCAACCUGAACGGCGACGUCAGAGAGAACAACAACUCGUCGGUGUGGAAGGAGGUCGAGGAACCCUACAGAAAGCUCAUAUCCGAACGAAACGCCACGCCGAAAUUUUACAGACUGUCCAACUUGGAGGUGAACAACCAGGACGCGCCCAAACUGGACGGAUUGGCCUGCAACUUUAUCUUGGGCACUCCCGACAAGCUUCGCUAUCCCCUAUUGCUGGACGCUCUGAUCGAACUACUGAACGUCGUCCACGGUAUCACCGCGGGAUCGGCGUCCAAAAUGUCCGUCCUGGGUCUGUGCGCCACGCAAUACUGCUUCAGCAUUUGCUGGCGGCUGCUGCAGCUGCUGCCGCCGUCGAUACCGUAUAUGGAACGAUUAGCUACCGGCGAAUUGCUGGCGCCCGGGCCCCUGCUCGUCCAUUCGUUGAUUUGGGGCCCCCGCGCCUCCGGCAAGAAUUUCACCAGGUGGCUGAAGGACUGUCUCGUCAAGCAGGGCAUGUACACGCAAAAUACGGACAAGUUACUGAAGGCCGUUUCCGAUACUGUAAACAACGUCGAAUACGACGCGGUCAACGCGAAGAAUUGCAUCGUCGCCCUUACCCCGGAUGUCGGCAAAGGUCUCGUCGCGCAAGACUCGAUUCCGCCUCUGUGGCAGCUCAUUUUGCUCGACGUGCUCGUCGCGAAAAUUGAAAUCGAAGUCGCCGCUGAAGAGUCCUCCGACGCCGACUCGUCGUCGGUCGUAUCCGUCUCGGAAAAGAGUUGCAUCCAGGACCUGGUGCCACACGUGCUGAAGCUCGCCCAGGCGGUGUUGCAGUGCACCAGGUCGUCGAUGUUUUAUUUGACACUGAACCCGGACGAUCCCGAGAAAGUUCCUCCGCGAGACCCCGAAUCCGUAAACGACGUUAUCGCAAUCAUGUCCAGCGACAACCCUCUAAUCGGCACUUUAGCAAGCGAGAUCGAGGCCCUGUUGCCCCCCUCCAACAACGUAGCAUUCGCGUUGUCCCUGUGGCGCUGCUCGCGUUUAGAGGAUGUGUUUUCGACUCAGUACGCGAACGACACCAUUCCCUCGGAGAGCUACAUAUUGAAGAUAAUCGAAGUGCACGUGUCUUCGCUGUCCGCAGGACUCGCGUUCCGCAUCGAUUUGUCCUUAAAAAAGACCCUGGAGAAUCUGGUAAAGUUUAUCGUCGCGCACGCGCCCAAAAUUGAGAAUACCGACACGAAAAAUAAAGCGAUCGAGAUGCUGGUCUCGAUCACAUGCGACGCUCGCACCGAGUUCCUGUACAAUAUCGCAACCAAAGCGCUGGACAAGAUGAUCGGCGAUCCGGAGACCGACGAGCGCCAAAAACGCGUCUACAUGCGAAUUCUCGACCACACUUAUAACCUCCUGAUGAAUUACACGUCGUCGGUCGAGCCGCAGGAUCCCCUGGACGAGAAAAUAUUGCACAGUUGCCUGAAGUUCUACGAAAAAAUUAUCGAGAAAGCUUCGGGACGUCAAGCGCUCGAGUCUUUCUUCACCGGCGACAAGGAUCUGGUCAAAGUGCUCAUGUCCGUGUCCAGCCCGAAAAUGUCGCAACAGUACAGCACCCGCGUCCUUCACUUCUUCAAUAAACUGUUCCAGGCGGCGGAGAAGAGCUCCACCGACCCAAGUUUGAACUAUUUGUGCUCCAGUAUGGGCAAACUGGCCAAGGUCGAGAGCGGAAAGCUGCAAGCGUGGCUCCGGCAAAUCAUUAUAGGUGCAGGCGAUGUCGACGCGCCGUCGCCGAAGCUCAAGAAACAGUCGAGCAACGCGAGCUCGGAGGACAAGGAACUGCCGCUGCCCGCGAGCGAAGAUAAAAAGUCGGUCGUGCAGGAAAACAGCCAGCUGCUGCAGGCGUUGACCAGUUUUAUCGUCAAGCAGAACAGCAACGUUACCGAGGACGUGUCGACGACCAUACUGAAAGCGCUUAUACCUUUGGGCGGUCACAUCUUAAGCCCCGCCCUCGAGGGCGUCGGCUUCGUCGAACUCAUGAACGUAAUGACGAUGCUGGCUGACGCGAGGUCGGGCAAGGGCCACGCCCACCUUUUCUCGGCUGCCACACAAUGGGUGGAGCUUUGCAUGAAACACGUCACUGCCCAAGAUGUGGCGCAGAAGAUCGCGUCGGAUCCCGAGUCGAUGAAGAACAACCCGAUACUCAACAGCGCGUCCUGCAUCCUCGAUUACAUAAGCGACGUGAUUCUUUCGAUAACGGAGCAGCCGCCGCGAUCGGUGAGCCCGCAAUGGGAGCACGAGAGUCCGCUUGACCUUGAACUGGAGUGUCAAGAGGAAGUCAACGAGGAUGAGGAUAGCGGCGAAGACUCGGACGAGGAUUCGCUGUGCAACAAGCUGUGCACGUUCACCAUCACCCAGAAGGAGUUUAUGAAUCAGCACUGGUACCAUUGCCACACGUGUAAGAUGCUCGAAGGCGUGGGGGUGUGUUCGAUUUGCGCGAGGGUCUGCCACAAGGGUCACGACUUGAGCUACGCGAAGUACGGCAACUUUUUCUGCGACUGCGGCGCCAAAGCGGACGGCACAUGUCAGGCUUUGGUUAAGCGAAGUCCCCAAGCCGACGGAGGCGGCAAAACGCAGAAAGACGAUCCCGGUAUCGAAGACCGCGCCAUCGGCGCCACGCUGAGGCGGCGCAACAGUUCACCGAUCUCGAACGACAGGGUGUUGUUCGACGAGAAACGCGGCGAGCAUCAAAAGAAGAAACUGGAAGAGUCCAAAGCGUUCCUGCUGUCGUUUCUCAGCUCCAGUAGCGUAACCGCGAGCCUGCUCGAGUUUCUGCAGGGCCUGAUCCCGGCCAUAGAAGCCACCUGCAACGUGAACAGUCCCGUCGGUUGUCACGCGAGGGGCGUUAAAGCUCUGGAACAGUUGUACGGCGCCGAGAAGAAGUACGAGCACACCGACCAACUGAUGGUACCCACUUUGGGCUCGCAAGAGGGCGCCUUCGAAAACGUGCGGAUGUCUUACGCGGGCGAUCAGGGGCAGACGAUCAGGCAACUGUUGUCCGCCCACAUUAUCCGCCGGGUAGCUAUGUGUUGUAUGACGUCCACCCAAGGCAAGAGGCAGCAUUUAGCCGUUUCCCACGAGAAAGGCAAGAUCACCGUCCUCCAAUUGUCCGCUCUCUUGAAGCAGGCCGAUUCCGCAACGCGUAAACUCACCUUGACGCGUCUGAGCAGUUCGCCGAUACCGUUCACGGUGCUCUCUAUGACGAGCAACCUCUGCAACGAGGACUUCCUGGCCGUGUGCGGCCUGAAGGAUUGCCACGUGCUGACGUUCAACAGCAACGGCCAGGUCACCGACCAUUUGGUGCUCCACCCGCAGCUAGAAACGGGCAAUUUCAUCAUCAAGGCGCUGUGGUUGCCCGGCUCGCAGAACACGCUCGCCCUGGUCACCGCCGAUUUCGUGAAAAUCUUCGACCUUAGCCGCGACGCCACCAAUCCGCAGUAUCAUUUCCUGGUGCCUAGCGGAAAGAUCAGGGACUGCACAUUCAUGUACGACGACGGCACGUACCACAUUAUGCUGAUGUCUUCGCCGGGCCACAUAUACACGGAAGUGUUGAACGAUGACAGUUCUACGAAAUACGGCAGCUUUUAUGUCACGAAUACCCUCGAGGUAUUCCACCUGGACGUGACCGACGUUAACGGGCAAGUGGCCGGCGGUGGCGUCUCCAUCUACUACUCCCACACCCUGAUGCUACUGUUCUACAGUUACGCGCAGGGUAAAAGCUUCAUUUCACCGAUAGUGCCGAAAAGUAGUUCCCUGUCGUUGGUGUUCCCGAUCACGCUGCCCCAGACCCCGAACGGGAGCGGUUCGAAGAGCAACAGCUCGCGGACACCCGCGCCGCAACCCUUAUGCCAAUGGACGGAGAUACCGAACCACCCGGGGCUGAUAUGCUGCGCGAUGCAGUCGAGCAAUCAGCCGGUCGUGAUCAUGCUCAAGCCCGACACCGUGUUGAUACAGGAGAUCAAGGUGGUACCGGCGAAGAGCAAAAUAAUGGAUAUGGUCGCUAUAAGGCACAGUUCCGGUAACGAUCUGCGCACCACGCUGAUAUUGCUGUGCGAGGACGGCAGCCUCAAGAUGUUCAUCGCGAACAUGGAACAGACCGGUUUUUGGAUGUCGUCGAAUAUUCAGGCGACCGUUCCAGUCGGCUCCGCCCACAAGCCGAAAAAGAAGAAGGUCGUCAAGUCGGGCAAGGCGUCCGCCGCUCCCGUGUUCCCCGUGGACUUUUUCGAGCACUGUACCGCGAUGAACGACGUCGAGUUCGGCGGCAACGAUCUGCUUCAGAUUUACAACGCCGCCCAGCUGAAGCACCGCCUGAACACCACCGGACUCUACGUGGUGUGCAACAAGGCCCAAUUCCAGAUCGACGUGACGAACAACGACUCGAACAUGGUCAUGUGCGGCAUCCGCGUUUUGGUUGGCACGCAGGACCCGCAAAAGGCGCCGUCCUACGUCGAGGUAUUCGGACGGGUAAUAUCGUUUAACGUGACGAGGAGCCGAUGGUACGACGUCCCAUUCUCACGCGAGGAAAGUUUGAGAGCCGACAAAAAAUUGACGAUCGUGUUCGGUCCGUGCCAAGACCCCGAGCUCAUGACGAUGGUGGACAGCGUAAAAGUGUACGGCAAAACGAAAGACGCGUUCGGCUGGCCGGAGGACAACGAGGACGUCACCGGCGGCUCGGCGAACACGUCGGCCAGCAAUCCGCCCAGCACCGGAACCAGCGAGAUCGAUCAACAGCCCGGCAGUCCGCAACAGCUCACCAAACUCGAACGUCUAACGAUGGACGUGUUCAAGAGUUUAGACUCGGCGCUGUAUCUUUACGCAUGCGAGGAGCGCUUUUCCAAACUCAAACCCACCGCGCUGAAGUUGGCAACGCGUCUACUGACGUUACCCACACCUCCCUCCAUUCAGGUGCACUCCAAGGCGUUAAUGUUGACGCUGCACCCCACCAAACAGCAGUACCACGCCUACAAGGACCAGGCGUUGUUGGAACACGUGCUGGCGGAUUUAACCUCUAUGACCGACCGGACGGACGCCGUGGACCUCGAUGCCGAAAGCUACUAUCGCCUGGUGCUGAUAGUGCGCGGUAUCGCGGUCUCCAGACCGCAGAACCUAGUAAAAUUCGCCGACGGCUGCGCCUCCAUUCAGGAUAUCGUCGUCGACGACCCGUUGGAAGCAAGCAAAGACAUCGCUACAAAGAGUAAGCAUCUACUGCUGCAGCUCGUCGAGGUGCUGUGGCUGCUGCACAAACUGAAUCCCGAGAUCGCCUGUCUCGCGCCCGUGGUCGUACCCGGUUUAAAGUACACCGAACAGGUGAUCCACGCUCUGGUGGAGAUCAUCCACGCGUUCAACUCGUCCGAAGCGUACGCGAACGUCACCAUAGGUCUUUACUUGCAGCUGCUGCUGUGCAGCGACCCCGUGAUCGCGUUCAGCGCGAAACAGGCAUUGUGCAAGGUCCUCAAACCGAGGGUGAAACGGCGCAGGGUGUAUAUCCCGUCGCCGGUGCGAUCCGAGAGCCCCGUGAAACCGACCAAGCCGUCGACGGCACAUCAGGUCAUCGAUCCUCCCGCGCGCGAAAUCGUCAGACCGCAGCCCGUCGUGCCGAUGGCGUUCGACGUAGACGUGGCGGAAGCGAUAAGCUUGCUCGAACAACCGCAGGACAAUCACAACGUGAAUCCGUUGGAGGCGUUGCUCGGGGGCGGCGGCGGCGUAGGGUACCCGCCUCUCCUGGACAUUCCGCCCGACGCCGACGACGAAACCAUCGUCGAGCUGGCCAUAGCCCUGAGCCUGCAAGACCAGGAGAUGGGUAACGAUCAAAAUCAGCAGCUGCAGCUGCAGCAGCUUGAAGCGGAGCUGAGGGUCGCCGGGCAGGCGGCUGCGCAGGCACAGCAGGAAGCCGCGAAUUUCAGCGACACCACCGCCUCAGCCGCCGGAUCGGAUGACGAAGGGUCCACCGCGGCGACGGACGGUUCCACGCUGCGGACUUCCCCCGCGGAGCAGGGCGGCAGCGCAGGAUCCGAAAGCGGAGGCAGCGGCGUGGACAGCAUCACCGGCGAGCACAACGUGUCCGGCCGGUCUUCGGCCUACGGGGAUGACGCCACGGUCCGCGCCAACGAAACGCCCGCGGGGACAUCGUCCGCCGCCGUGCAGGAGUCCGCUUGUCGACCGGCGCAGGAGCGGGAAGCCGACGCUGUUCGGCAGGCCGACGAGCAGGAAUCGGACGGCGAGAACAGCCCCAAAUUGCAAGCGUUGCGGCUGCAGCUGCUCGAGAAGCUGAUCGAGUACCUGCCGAAGUUAAAGAAGGCCGAAGGCGUCCGAACGGUGCCAUUUUUCCAGGUGGUGCUGCAACUAACCGGCGAUUUGGAUGGCCAAUCCGAGCGCGACCGCAACUGUCUCAAUUCGUUACUGCAAGCCAUCUACGAGGAACUUCAAUUCGAUCGGGACGCCGGCCAAACCAUAUGCGUGAGGUCGAAGACCGGCGAGGUCCACCUGCUGUUCCUCAAAUUGAUUUCCAAUUUACUGCAGAGGAACAAAUCGGCGUCGACCACGAAGACUGGCCCCACCGACAAAGCGAACUUUGUACCGCGUACCGCCGCCACGUCCCUCCACAAGGCGGGCAUCAUUAACUACUGCCUCAAGAUCGCGCAAACGUUGCUCGCCGAUUAUUGGAAGAAGCAGUCGCAAGAAGAAUCAGGUGGCGCGCCCUCUAUCGGCACCUUAUUAAAGCCUCACUUGGCCCGCCCCCUGCCCGACAUGAUGCCGUUUUUCCCCAAGGCGCACCUGAAAGAGAACUCCACCGACAUAUUCGCCAAUUACACGCACCUGCUCACCGAAAUCGUCCUCAGGCUGCCCUACCAGGUGCAGCGAUUGUCCGACGUCGUCGAAUCCGUCACCGUCUCAUUCGACGGGCCGUGGUACAAGUACCUCUGCGAGUACAUGAUGGCGUCGCUUCCGCCGGCGUCGCGACGCAACGCCCGCAAACUCCUGCUCUACAUCUGCGGCAACAAGGAGAAAUACAGACAGCUGCGGGACCUGCACACCCUCAAGACCCACAUCAGGGGCGUGAAGCGGUGCUGCGCGACCGGCGGCUACCAGCAGGACACAGACUUGCAGCACGCGCUCGGCCUACCGUACGACUCGUUGGUCGAACUGGUCGAGCAUCUAAAGGCCUGCCAGGACAUCGCGUUGUUUCGCACGGGUAACUGGCAGCGGUUCUGCAUGCACACCGACGACGUGCUCGCCUUUUUGCUCCGGGUCAGCUUCCUGCUGGACGACGGCGUCGCGCCGACCAUCCUGCAGCUUCUCGCCAGCGCUCUCGUCGUCAACGCGAAUCAGCCCAAAAAGACGGACGGGAGCGGCAAAAGCGGCGCCCGAAAGGAGCGCGAGAAAUCCGACGAUUCUGGGGUGGAGGCGUUGUUCGAGGAGUCCAACUGCGUCGCCCUCGUCGAGCAGAUCAAUCGGCAGGUUUCGAAAGAGAUCCUCGCGCGUUUCGUGAAAACUUUCACGCUGGAAAAUAACACGACGACGGUCAGGUGGCAAGCGCACGGUCUGGUGCUCGCCGUCUACAAAAACUCGAAACCCAGCGAGCAGGAAACUCUGCUCCAGCUGCUGUGGCAGCUGUGGCCCCUGUUGCCCGCUUACGGCAAAAAAGCCGCGCAGUUCGUCGACCUGUUGGGUUAUUUUUCGCUCAAGUACACCGAGAAGAAGGAGGGCGCGGGCAAGAUCGACGAGUACGUCGAGAAGGCGGUCGCGGUGCUCAGGGCGCAGAACGAGAUGCUCGCGCAUCACGCGAACGCUAGCCUCUACGCGCACAUGUCUCAGUUCGUCGACCUCGACGGUUACUACUUGGAAUCGGAACCGUGUCUCGUGUGCAAUAACCCCGAGGUGCCGUUCUCGUCGAUUAAGCUGUCGUCGGUGAAGGUGGACUCGAAGUUUACCACCACCACCCAAAUCGUCAAGCUCUUGAGCAGUCACAUAAUCAGCAAGAUCACCGUGCGCAUCGGAGAUCUGAAAAAAACCAAGAUGGUGCGCACGGUCAACAUUUAUUACAACAACCGGACGGUACAGGCGGUGGUCGAGCUGAAAAACAAGCCCGCCCUCUGGCACAAGGCGAAGAAGGUGACGCUGCAGUCGGGCCAGACGGAAGUGAAGAUCGAGUUCCCGUUGCCGAUAGUCGCGUGCAAUUUGAUGAUCGAGUACGCCGAUUUCUACGAGAACAUCCAAGCGAGCUCCGAGACGCUCCAGUGCCCGAGGUGCAGCGCGUCUGUGCCCGCGAAUCCGGGCGUCUGCGCCAAUUGCGGCGAGAACGUGUUCCAAUGUCACAAGUGUCGCGCGAUCAACUACGACGAGAAGGAUCCGUUCCUUUGUCACGCGUGCGGCUUUUGCAAGUACGCCAAGUUCGAUUUUACGCUGCAGGCGAAGCCCUGCUGCGCGGUAGAACCGAUCGAGAACGACGAGGACCGCAAAAAGACCGUCUCCGCUAUUAACACACUGCUCGAAAAGGCCGAUCGUCUCUACAAGCAACUCAUCGCCAACAAACCGACCCUCGAGUCCCUCGUGCUGAAAAUAACCGAACACAGGACCGACAAAAAAGCGGAGGAGGCCGUUCCGGGGACCGCUGCGCAGAACGCCGUCGGCGCCGCCCAAAUGUCGCAAGUGAAGGUGAACAAGACGAUCCAGAUGCUCGCCCAGCAGUACUGCACUGAGUGCAAGACGUCGUUCGAGGAGCUAAGCAAGAUCAUACAGAAGGUGCUCGCGUCCCGCAAGGAACUGGUCAUGUACGAGCGGAAACACCACGACAUGGACCUGCCGGAGUCGACGUCGGUGUUUGACGAUCUGAACGUCGCCGCGACGGUGCCGUGCGUCGCGAAUAAAUGCUACGGAUGCGCGACGGCCGCGACCGAACACUGUCUCACCCUGCUCCGCGCCCUGGCUUUGAACAAAACGACCAGGCAGACUCUGUGCUCGUACGGACUGAUCCAGGAACUGGUUUGGAACAACCUGCGCAAGGGCAACGUCCACAACCAGGAAGACGUGCGACUUUUGCUCUGCACUCUGACCAGGGACAACCCGGAGGCGACGGAAGACCUGUGCGACCUCCUCAUGCGGCACAUCACGAACAGCUUGGACGGUCACAUCAACGGCACCGACUUGGGCGCCAAUAUCCGGCACGAGAUAGCGCUGCUGGCCGCCAUGGUGCAGAAGGAGGACGACUGCUGGGAGCUGAAGCUCAGCUGCAUGAUGAGUCUGUUUUUGAAGGCGUGCGAGGAUUCGAGGAGCCCGUUGGUGAUGGAGUCGGUCAUUUUGCCAUGCUUGAAGAUCAUACAGAGCUUGAUAAAGGUAUCGGGCGCCGCUACCGCCGGAUCGAAGAAAUCCUCCAAGGACAAGGACAAAGGUGGCAAAACGGCGCCCGUCAAGUCGGCACCCCCGAAAGCUCCGGUUGAGGUGCGCAAAUUCCUGAACAAAGAUUCCGCCCAUUCGUUCGACGGGUGGAAAUCGAGGGUAGCGAAAAAGUGCGAAGCGAAAACCGUGCCCGGAAAUAAGGCGGAAGUACGGAAGCUGUACCUGACAGAAAAGUACGCGAGGAAGUGGUGCAGGGGUCGUGCGAAAGACCGCCCACCGUUAAGCGCCGUCUCAUGGCUGGAAACUGUACUUUUCAACGCGAGUUCUAGGCAAGCACGGACCGUCGCCUGCAGCAUCAUCGAGGUUAUGUGCGACGAUUACGAACGGAAGAAGCAGGUCAUCACGUUGCUGACCUGCUUUUUGUCAAAGCUGAGCGAGGCGGGAGAAAGUGCCGCCGAAUUUUUGACUCUGUAUCAGAAUCUGAUCCGGGAGGUGCCGUGGAAGCAAUAUCUAACGGUCAAGGGUCUGCUCUUGGUGCUAGCCAACUUGAUGACGCUCGAGAUAGAGCAGCUCCACCGCCUCGAGGCGACUACUCUGACCUCGGACCUGGCCCAGGGCUACGCCUUGAACCAGCUAACGGAGCUGCUAGCGUCGUUCCUCGAAGAUCAAACAAUUCGUAGACAGUACAAAGGAAGACUGGUGGGGGCGGUUCUCAACGGGUAUUUGUCUUUGAGGCGCCUGGUCGUUCAACGGACCAGGCUAAUAGACGACACCCAAGAGAAGCUCCUAGAACUGCUGGAAGAGAUGACCACCGGCACGGAAGAAGAAACCAAAGCUUUUAUGUCAGUCUGCAUCGAGACAGUCGAGCGGUACAGCCUCCAAGACAUCUUGACGCCCGUGUUCAUAUUCGAGAGGUUGUGUUCAAUCAUCUACCCAGAAGAGAACGACAUUGGCGAGUUCUUCCUCACCCUAGAGAAAGAUCCGCAGCAAGAAGAUUUUCUCCAGGGUCGGAUGCUCGGAAAUCCUUAUUCAAGCACGGAAGCGGGUCUGGGGCCGUUGAUGAGGAACGUCAAGAACAAGAUCUGCCAGGAUUGCGAACUGGUCGCUCUGCUAGAGGACGACAACGGCAUGGAGUUGCUCGUAAACAAUAAGAUAAUGAGCCUAGACUUGCCCGUCAAGGACGUCUAUAAAAAGGUGUGGCUCGCGGAGGGCGGCGACCACGAGGCCAUGAGGGUUGUGUACCGCAUGCGCGGCCUCCUAGGUGACGCCACCGAGGAAUUCAUAGAGACCCUGGACAACAAAGGUCAAAACGCUGUCGACAACGAGGAGGUGUUCAAGAUGGCCAACGUGCUCGCGGAGUGUGGCGGCCUUAAGGUCAUGGUGACCCGUCUGGGAUCGAUUCAAAACGUGUGGCGGGCCAAGCCGCUGCUCCAGGUGCUCCUAAAGCUGUUCCGUCUCAGCAUCAAGGUCAACAAGUGUCAGGAGGAGCUCAUCGAGCCGGAACUGAGGGCCAUGGAGGUGUUUCUACGGAUCCUUCAGCUGUGCUUGGAGAAAGACACCGAUGCCACGCAGCCGGCGGUCGUCGAACAGCUGCUCGACAUCAUGGAGGCGCUGCUGUCGAAAGCGACCGCUAAACCGCUCGAGCGUUUCGAGCAACUUUCGGUGACUUUCGGCGGUCCCGAAUACGUCAAGUCAUUGCUGUCGUUCACCACGCAUCCGACCAUUAAAAACAACGCGUCGGUGCUCGAGCACCUGACGAGGGUGUUGGCCGCCCUGGUCUACGGGAACAACGACAAAAUGGAGAUCCUGUUGAGUCACUUUAGGGCGGUGCUCGAGUUUAACGUGUACGAUUUCGAGCACACGCCGGAAGACCAGCAGCGGCUCGAGAUGUUCUGCAUGCUCACUAACAGCAUCGAAAGGAACGCGAUCGGCAACACCCUGAAGGACUACAUAUUGUCCCUGAACAUAGUGAAGGACGCGCUCGAGUACAUCACUAUGCACGCGCCCUGCGUCAAACCCACCCUGCUCAGGACUGACAGCGACGAAUUGAAAGAUUUUAUAUCGAAACCGGCGUUGAAGUAUAUCUUAAGGUUCUUGACCGGUCUGGCUCAUAGCCACGAAAACACCCAGCUGGAGAUCGCCAAGGCGGACACCAUACCGAUCGUCCACCGUUUGGAGCAGGUUUCAUCCGACGAGCACGUCGGAUCGCUGGCGGAGAACCUUCUGGAAGCGUUGUGCACCAAUCCGACGGUAGCCGAACAGAUCGAGCAAGUCCGAGAGUUCACCAGGUCGGAAAAGAAGAGGCUAGCGAUGGCGAUGCGGGAGAAGCAGCUCGGCCAGCUGGGAAUGAGGACCAACGACAAGGGACAGGUGACCGCGAAAUCGACGAUCUUGCAGCAGAUGGAGGAGCUGGGCGAGGAGUCGGGUCUCGUAUGUUGCAUAUGUCGCGAGGGCUACAAGUACCAGCCGACCAAGGUGCUCGGCAUCUAUACGUUCACGAAACGCUGCAAUAUCGAGGAAUUCGAGACCAAGCAGCGCAAGACGGUCGGCUACUCGACGGUCACCCACUUUAAUGUCGUCCACAUCGACUGCCACAUGAGCGCCGUGCGUCUGGCGCGCGCCAGAGACGAGUGGGAGAGCGCUGCGCUGCAAAACGCCAACACCAAAUGCAACGGGCUGUUGCCGCUGUGGGGCCCCCAAGUGCCCGAAUCCGCGUUCGCGAGCUGUCUCGCGCGCCAUAACACUUAUUUGCAGGAGAGCACCAAUCACAGGGACAUCGGCCACAGCUCGACGAUCCACGACCUGAAACUAUUGCUGCUCAGAUUCGCGCAGGAAAAACCAUUCCACGAGGACACGGGCGGCGGCGGUCCGCAGAGCAACCUCCACAUGGUACCGUACCUGAUCCACGUGGGUCUGUAUGUGAUUAACACAACCAGGGUGUACUCGCGAGAGUCCGCCACGUUGGCUUCGUACACGACUGGCGAGCUGACCGUCGAGUCCGCGUACGUCGCAGAAGGUCCCCUUUACAUGGCCACCAUGGCGUUGUUCCUUAAGAGCAGGACCGAAUGGAACAAAGACAAGCUCGCCCACCUCACGCGGCUUAUUGUCACCGCGCACGCGCGCAACACGCAGCCCAGCGGUCCGGGCACCGGGUUGACAGACAAAACGAUCAAGGACUACAGCGUCUACAAGCCGUACCUGGUGUUCUUCGGCCUUAUCGACGGGAUUUACGAGUUCUUCUUCAAGGACGUCGAAGGCGAACAAGACCAGUGGCCCAACAAUUUGGCCGACUAUAUACGUCACAACGACGAAGCGUUGAUGAGGGCGUCCGAAAACCUACUAGGCUACUAUAACCAGGACUUGCUUCCGUGCGCUUCUCUGGACGAGUUUUUCGACGUCGUCCGUCUGUUAGACGCGGUCCAGAACGACCCGGAGGACUACCUAGGUACGGUCUUAAACCGUGUAAAAUAAAUUGUAAAGAAAAUUCACAAAAGGCUGUUUUUAAUAUAUUUUAUGCUUGCUGAUAGUCGAAUCAAAUUUACUCUGUUGUACUAAAUUAAUGUAUCUACCUAUAAAUUAAAUCUUAU
Cylas formicarius (sweet potato weevil) is the source of this 15623-nucleotide messenger RNA. RefSeq names its product E3 ubiquitin-protein ligase UBR4 (gene poe). The transcript has 29 exons. Gene Ontology annotation, molecular function: zinc ion binding; protein binding. The coding region runs from base 34 to 15507 and encodes 5157 amino acids. The record is from RefSeq and is a predicted model, not a curated record. Lineage: Eukaryota; Metazoa; Arthropoda; Insecta; Coleoptera; Brentidae.